CCACUCGUGCGCAUUCAGACACAGUCAUCAGUGACCCCAACCCUUCUUGUAAUUGAAGACUGAGAUUGCCCGAAGAAAAUGUGUCCAGCUGCAAUACAUUUAAAGACUGUAGAAGUUGACCGAAGGAAACGCGUCGAUGUACAUGGCCGUAACCGCAGUUUGAGUUGGAACUGAGGGAAACGCGUCGAUAUACAUGACCGUAACAGCAGUCUGAACUGGAACUGAGGGAAACACCAAGAGGCAGUCCUGACGUUGUGGCAUCAGUCGCGUGUAUCUAAAGCUAGCAACACAAGCGAGUGUCUGUAUGAAUUCUAUCUCUUUGAGUGAAUAGAGGACUGGAGUCACCAGAUCUAUGUAUUACAGGGGCGCAACUUCCAACGUAUAAUCACCUGCUAUUUAAUAUGCGGAUAUCAGCCAUGCACGUGACAACACCCAGUGUAAUGUUCCUACUGUGUGUCGCUAGCAUCACAAGUCAGCCUAGGUUACAGGGUUUGAAAAAUGACUUUCUAGUUAAAAAUUUGACAAAAUUCCAGUUGACGGAGAAAAUCAAGCAGCAGAUUCUGAUCCAUCUAGGUAUGAACACUCGUCCCACGUCGGCCCCCGGCGACAAAGACAGGAUCUAUCAAAUGUACAAUGUGACGGGGACAAAGGCAGAAGUUAAUGAGAUAAUCAGCUUUUCUGAGCCCCCUGACAAGUUUGAAGAUGAGAAAAUUAUUCAGUUUCGUUUUGCAAAAGGAACCAAAGGCAAGCGACUGGUUGUGAAAAGUGCCAAUCUGCUGAUUAGAGUCAAGAACAAGCAACGCGAGGGGAUGAAGACCAGAAAAGACGGUAAUUUGAGGCUUAAAACAAAACGCUUCAAGUUACGUAAACGGAGGCGGGGAACCAAGGUUUCCUUGUCGGUUUCCACUGUGACUCCUGAUGGACAUCCUGAAACAAACAUCGCAGCAGUCAAAUCAAGGAUAAAGAAAAACAAAUGGUUCAAAGUAAGUCUUAAUCGGACUAUAAUGCAGACGUUAGUGGACUCGUCUAACGGUACUGUGCUCCUGCACGUCCAAUGCCAAGGGUGUAAGAGAAAUACGCAAGUAGUGUUGGUUCACCCAAGACGGCGCAGGAAACGACAGUUAAAACGACAAAGAGCCAGAGCCAGAGCUAGAACAAGAGCAAGAACUAGAAGUACCAGAGUACCUAAACUAAACAAGGGUCGUCCCUUCUUGAUACUGCACACAUUGGUGGAGGCGAACAGCAGAAGAAAGAGGAGCAUUAACUUUCAAUGUUCUCGGUGCUGCAAAAGAGAGUUAUACAUCAAUUUCACAGAAAUAGGAUGGGGUGAUUGGAUUAUCUCCCCUCCCGGGUUCACAACCGGAGAAUGUGUCGGUGCAUGUACAAAUCAGAAUGUUUAUGGACCAGAAAAUACAAUGUUAUGUGUUUCUACGCACAGGCGCGCUUUGAGACUAAUAUAUCGGGAAACAGUGGGAGUGUUUAUGAGCAGCGUCCUGCCAAACUUCAUAGUUUCUCAAUGUGGUUGUGAAACAGGUCAUCACGUGGGACCUGAAGCCCCCGACAGGGCCACCUAGUGGAGACUGAACUUACAGACACCGAUUAUUUAUACAGAUCAGAGACAUAUAUGGAUAGAUCAUCUGGAAAAUGUUGAUCUUUCUUUUAUUACAACUAGAAGCCAUUCCUGAUAGCACUAUUAAAUAAUUGUAUGAAUGUAGCUAAUAUUAUAAACGAUGUAAAUAUGAUAUCGGUCGAUGACACAGGUAGGAAAUCGCCACAGGGUCUGACGAGCGCGAUUGGUAGACACAUGAAGAUUUUAACUACCACGUUUGCGACAUACUUUAGCUUAGCCAACUGACCACUAUGUGUUUAAUAGUUAUGUUAAUCAGUAUUGCUUGUAAUUUAAGUAAAUGUAACUUUUUCAGCAAUCUUUUCUGAGUGCAAAUGUUGAUAAUUAUCUAUGGAAUCUUAGAAGGUACACUGUCGCACCCGUGAUAUCGCAUUGUGACGUUGUCCUGACAAAAACAAGCAAAAAGUGUCAAAAUAUACCAAAGCGCGACAUUUUGACCUAUUGUGGCUUUGUCGCAUUACUGCACUUUGAAUAUUAUUUUCGGUUCUUACCAAAGGAAGUCAAUUCGACAAUCCUAAAAUUUGCAAUGUCAAAAUAUGCCCCGUUGUCGCACUCAUCUAAAAGGUUGAAAUGCGCGACAAGGCGACAGUGAUACAUAAUGAUAAUGUCACGUUCUCGCCCUUUUCCAUUAAUGGUACGCAAGCACAAAAAUGUCAAACACUUUUUCAAACUGGAGUGGUGUGUUUAGUUCAACAUGAUACUAAAACAACAGUAACACUGCCAAUACGAUUCCUUAUCUCAAAAGGAAAACAAAGCUUUGCUCGUUUCUUGGGAAAUUAUUCCAUAUAUCUUAUUGUCUGUAUAAUUUUCAUGAACCAACGUGUUUUGACAGCAAUAAACACGUGUAUUUCAAUUUCAUUUAAUUAUCACGCUCAUAUUAAUUACUGCUUAUUUUCAAAAUUUUAACAAAGCAAGAUCAAUAAUUCUACAUCAGGGCAAAGGGCUCAAACUCAGUCACGACAGUUAUAAGUAUACAUAUAUGCAGUGCCAGAUGUGGUUCAAAGCUCUCUCAAUGUAUUUUCGUCAAAAGGAUAUCAUGAGUGAAAGAGUAUUAUUUAACGCUGCUUUUAACAGUAUUUCAGUUAUUUCACGGCGUGUCAGUUUGAUGUGAAAGGAAAGCUUUAAGUGAUGUUGGUCUUACAGUCAACCCCUUUGGGGAAAUCCCUAAACAUGGAUGUCGUUCUCACAUAUUCAGGAGGCAUUUAGGGGAUUUGAGCCAACGAUCAUUGGGGAUGCAACUCUACACAGCGAAUUGCGCCACCUAAGUAAACUGGCCGAGCACUGCCCCUUCAUUGCUUUAAAAAAGUUGUUGGGACUACAAAAAAACACUGGAGUUUGAAAAUAAGUAUAACCGUUUUUAGAAAGUGGAAAACGGCAACAACAUAUGUCAUUAUGCCGCAUGCAAUUUUACACAUUUCUUACACAUUUUAGAUGGGGUGAUAAUGCAACAAAGCGACAAGGCGAUAACACUCAUAUGUUUACUUGCAAAAUGUCGCCUUGUUGUAUUUUCGCUCUUGAGUAAAGGUGAACAAUAUUGAAAAUGUGGCAGUGCAACAAUACGACAAUUAUCUUGCAGUGGUUACUUUUGAUACUUUUUGCUUGUUUUUGUAAGGGUUACAACUCGACAAUGUCCUGUCUACUUUUCAAUAAUUAUCCCAUGCGCGAGACAGGAUGUCAACAUCUGCAUGGGAACAAUAAAAUAUAAUCCUUACAAUAUUAUGCAAAAUUGGAAUUGUCCUCAUGUAUAUUUAAGAAAUGUCGUUUUUCCAAUGAUCAUUUCUGAAAACCAUAGACCCAGUUUAGAACUUAAGGCUGAAAACAAAGAAAAUGUUUUUUUCUGGGCACCGGCGUUUCACUUUAAAUCGCCCGGGUCCUUUUAAUUUCCAAUAAAAGCAUAUUUCCGCGUCAUAUGACA
Haliotis rufescens (red abalone) is the source of this 3542-nucleotide messenger RNA. RefSeq names its product inhibin beta A chain-like. The coding region runs from base 402 to 1574 and encodes 390 amino acids. Lineage: Eukaryota; Metazoa; Mollusca; Gastropoda; Lepetellida; Haliotidae. Gene Ontology annotation, cellular component: extracellular region. Gene Ontology annotation, biological process: SMAD protein signal transduction. The transcript is spliced from 4 exons. Gene Ontology annotation, molecular function: growth factor activity; cytokine activity. The record is from RefSeq and is a predicted model, not a curated record.